Molecule: messenger RNA, 1477 nt
Organism: Lates calcarifer (barramundi perch)
Lineage: Eukaryota; Metazoa; Chordata; Actinopteri; Centropomidae
Product: adenosine receptor A1
Exons: 2
Coding region: 4-996 (330 amino acids)
Biological process (GO): G protein-coupled adenosine receptor signaling pathway
Cellular component (GO): dendrite; synapse; membrane
Molecular function (GO): G protein-coupled adenosine receptor activity
Source: RefSeq, a predicted model, not a curated record
AAAAUGUCUUCCUCGCCAGGAAUCAAGCCUCGGGAGCAUGUGGACAUGAUGUACAUCUCCAUUGAGACAGCUAUUGCCUUGGCCUCCGUGCUGGGGAAUGUGCUGGUGGUGCUGGUAGUGUGCGUGAACCGGGCUCUCCGCAACACCACUUUCUGCUUCAUCGUGUCUCUGGCUGUGGCUGACAUCGCUGUGGGAGUUUUGGUCAUCCCUCUGGCUAUUAUCAUCAGUCUGGGAUUCAGCACUCAGUUCUACACCUGCCUCUUCCUCUCCUGCCUGCUGCUGAUCAUCACCCAGAGCUCCAUCCUUUCCCUGCUGGCUAUCGCCAUUGACCGAUAUCUCCGAGUCAAGAUUCCCACCAGGUACAACAUCAUAGUGACCCACGGGAGGGCAUAUGUGGCCGUUUUUCUGUGUUGGAUCCUCUCCUUCCUCACUGGACUGGUACCAAUGAUUGGCUGGAAUAACCGAGAUGCCCUUGGAAACCUCAGUAGUUCUGAUGAGAUUGUGUGUGAAUUCACCACUGUCAUUAGGAUGGACUACAUGGUGUAUUUCAAUUUCUUUGGCUGGGUGGUGGUGCCGCUGACCAUCAUGAUUACUCUGUAUGCAGAGAUCUUCAGGGUGAUCCGGCGCCAGCUUAACCGACGUGCUGAGGCCACCUGUGAUGGAGACAGGUACUAUCGGAAGGAGCUGAAGCUGGCCAAAUCACUGGCCCUGGUGGUCUUCCUCUUUGCUGUGUGUUGGCUGCCAAUACACAUUAUGAACUGCAUCGACUUCUUCUGCCCAAAAUGUCACGUACCCAAGUUUGCCAUGUAUGUAGGGAUAUUCAUGUCCCAUGUGAACUCAGCCCUCAACCCAAUGGUUUAUGCUUUCAGGAUAAAGCGGUUCCGUGUAACGCUGGUCCAGCUUGUUCGCGGUUGCAUAUUAUGUAAACACUCAGAACCCACUCCAUGCCGCACCAGCACACCAGCCCUGACGGAGAAAGCGGAUGGAAACCUGUGACAAGGACUGGGGAUAUUCUGUGUGCACUUCCAGUGAGAUGGUGCAGCGAUAAGACUUAGGACAUGGGAUCACGUGGUAUUUGGAAUAUCAACCCAUCAACAGAGAUAACAAAGCACUUCACUGAGUCAUGGAACAAAUUCAUUUCUGACUCAUUUGCAUACCUUGAGAAAAUGAAACUGCAAUCAAGAGGAAAAGAUCCUGUCAUUCUAUAUUGUUUUGUUUUCCACACAAUGCUUCCUUAAUUGAUUCAUAUUGAAUUAUGUCAACAUAUUAAGUAAUACAACAAACAUGUUCAUGUUCAAAAAGCUUGUCAGUAAGUUCACCAGAAUAAACAUGCAUAGCUGCUCCACUUACUACACUAUUCUUACAUUUCUUAUUUCACAUUUACAAUUUAAAUACAUUUUUAAAAGACUGAAAGUCAACAGCCAUGGUAGCAUCUAUGUGAGGACUUUGAGAUAAAUGCUAACAUGCUCAAAAUAAC